AUGUCCUCGGACUCGAACGUAGCAUCGCCGGCGCGCAAAAAUCCGCGGCGGAGGUGGUGGGAUAGUGGAAUCGUUUCCGGUUCCAAAAAGAAGGUCACCGUCGCUCUGAUGGGCCGUCGAAACAACAAGACGGCCGCCUCCUACGACAACAACACCAACCCGGCGGGAAUCCGCACCGCCACCGUUACAGUCGCCCCCAGCAGCGAUUUCCGCGGGAAAUUCACCAGUAUGGGUCUCGCAGUCGUGGAUUCGAAAUUAUACGCUUUCGGUGGUCGCGAAUUUAACACCUCUCCCAAUGGAAACGACGAUUCUGAUUCUGAUGGCGUCUCAGGCCUCUCUGCCCCUUGUGAGGUUUUGAACCUCAACGAUCUCUCCACCCAAACCCUCGAUCCGCCAUUGGAGAUGUGGGAUCCCCAAUUGAUCCUAAGGUACGAUACGCUUCCGGAUUACCUGGGCCAUGUAGUUGUGGGGGAUGAAUUGAUUGUCUAUAUGCACACUUUUGUUGGCUCCUCUGUUUUUGCUCUGCACAUGGAACAGCUGAAGUGGCGUCGAAUCAUGACUGAGUAUGCUGAUCAUGAUGACAUCUCGCCUAUGGUGCCCAACCUGCUGCUGAUGAUGUACCCGUGGGAUCGGCUUCCCGAGGCGUUCUGCUCGAAUCUCGUUCACAACGGUGCCGGAUCAUCCCCCGUUCGAGAUGGUGGUGGUGAUGUCUACUGCCUCGUUCUCUGGUGGGGAGUUAAUACGUGGGAACUGAGGAGCCAGUUCAAGGUUUGCAAGUUUAGAUUGGUUGACGAUGAUGGUGGUUGUGAGAUCUUGGACACGGUGGAGGAUUUCAGUGCUUUUUCACAGGAUUUUGCUUCCUCUCGUGUCACGGCCUUUACUACCACCAGCUAUAUAGGUCUGUAA
Molecule: messenger RNA, 906 nt
Organism: Linum tenue
Lineage: Eukaryota; Viridiplantae; Streptophyta; Magnoliopsida; Malpighiales; Linaceae
Source: the annotation of a GenBank genome assembly